This is a messenger RNA of Durio zibethinus, 1065 nucleotides long. It is a transcript of the gene GSTL3, whose product is annotated as Glutathione S-transferase family protein. Lineage: Eukaryota; Viridiplantae; Streptophyta; Magnoliopsida; Malvales; Malvaceae. The record is from RefSeq and is a predicted model, not a curated record. Gene Ontology annotation, biological process: protein glutathionylation. Gene Ontology annotation, molecular function: glutathione transferase activity.
CUCUUCAAUUUCGUCACUGCUGACUAUCACUUCAACACCUCCUUAACCCCUUUAUAAAGGCAAGGAUGUCUUUAUGCAUGUGGACACAUUUGUGAACCAGAUUAAAUCAAUCCAACAAACCAAAACAGGCCGAGUUUGCAACUUAACUCACAGAAUUCCCCAACAGCAAUGGCUACUGAUACUGUGGAGUUUUUGCCUCCACCAUUGGAUGCUACUGCAGAGCAACCUCCUCUCUUUGAUGGAACUACCAGGUUGUAUACUUCUUAUUCUUGCCCUUUUGCACAGCGAGUUUGGAUCACCAGAAAUUAUAAGGGGUUGCAAGACAAGAUUAAAUUGGUUCCUUUGAACCUUCAGAAUAGGCCUGCUUGGUACAAGGAAAUAGUUUACCCUGAAAACAAGGUGCCGUCUUUGGAACAUAAUGGCAAAAUCAUUGGGGAGUCUCUUGAUCUGAUUAAAUAUGUUGAUAGCAACUUUGAAGGACCUUCUCUUUUACCUGAUGAUCCUGACAAAAAAAAGUUCUUUGAGGAGUUGUUAUCAUACGUGGACAAAUUUGUAAGGACAAUGUUUGCUUCAUUUAAAGGAGACCCAACAAAAGAAGCUGAUGCUGCUUUUGAUUACUUGGAAAAUGCUCUUCAAAAAUUUGAUGAUGGCCCAUUCCUCCUUGGCCAGUUUAGUCUGGGGGAUAUUGCCUACAUUACUUUUGUUGAAAGGUUCCAGAUCUUCUUAUCGGAGGUGUUUAAGUAUGACAUCACAGCAAGCAGGCCUAGACUGGCAGCAUGGAUUGAGGAGGUGAACAAGAUCGAUGCCUAUAAGCAGACAAAGAAAACUGAUCCAAAAGAACUAGUGGAAUUCUAUAAGCAGCGUUUCUCGGCCCAGAAGUGAUGAAUGAAAUUGCUGCCAUCUUAGGAUAUAUAUUAUACACGAGAAUAAGCUGGGUACUCCCUGAUCGGUCAUCAGUGUGUUUUUUUUUUCUCCAAUCUAUGCUGUACUUGUGCCAAUGUGAAAGACUUGUGUACUAGUAUUUGCCAUCUCUAUAAAUAAAUUUUUAAGCAGUGUUGAAUAUGA